Molecule: messenger RNA, 966 nt
Organism: Dioszegia hungarica
Lineage: Eukaryota; Fungi; Basidiomycota; Tremellomycetes; Tremellales; Bulleribasidiaceae
Exons: 5
Coding region: 1-966 (321 amino acids)
Cellular component (GO): cytosol
Molecular function (GO): 3'-5'-DNA exonuclease activity
Source: RefSeq, a predicted model, not a curated record
AUGGCCCGGUACGCUGAUAUCGCCGUCAACUUGACCGAUCCCAUGUUCCAGGGCAUAUACCACGGCAAGAAGAAGCACGCGCCCGACCUGGACGCGGUGAUCUCCCGGGCGAAAUCUCAAGGUGUGCAGAGGAUGCUCAUCACCGGUACGAGUCUCAGCGAGAGCAGGGAGGCACUGGAAAUGGCGAAGAGGUAUGACCUGCACUGUACUGCCGGAGUUCACCCAACGUCCACCUCCGAGAUCGAUAAGCACCCUCAAGGGGCUGACGCGUGCUUUCAGGAGCUGGAGCAACUUAUCGAGGCGGAUCGAGGGGAAGGCGGGUCUAAGCGGAUCAUCAGUCUCGGGGAGAUCGGUCUAGACUAUGACAGGCUCAACUGGUCACCCAAAGAAACGCAGCUUCGUCACCUGCCCCGACUACUCCUUCUUUCAAAGCGCUUUCGUCUGCCGAUGUUCCUCCACUCCCGCACGCCAGAGUCACAUGUGGACUUAAUCAAGGCUAUGAGGGAUGCAGGAUGGGUCAGCCCUUUCACAGAGGGAACGGGAGCAGGGGAGAAGGAAUGGGUCGGCGGCGUGGUGCAUAGUUUCACUGGGACAACUGAGGAGGUCAAGGAGCUGGUUGAUAUGGGGUUGUAUAUCGGUCUCAACGGAUGUUCGUUGAAGACAGCGGAGAAUCUCGAGACUGUCAAGACUAUACCGCUGGACCGAAUCAUGCUAGAGACGGACGCACCUUGGUGCAGCAUCACCACCUCACACGCUUCCCAUCCCUUCCUCCCACCUACAUCCUCUUCAGUCUACAUUCAACGCGUCAACAAGGCGGAGAAGUGGCAAGAGGGUCAGGGCGUCAAGGGGAGGAUGGAGCCGGCGGAUGUGGCGGUGAUAGCGGAGGUCGUGGCGAGGGUCAAUGGGGUGAAAGUAGAGGAGGUCAUACAGGCGGCGUGGGGUAACACGGAAAGACUGUUCUGGUGA